AUAAUCUCGAGGCAUCGGGCAAAUCUCAUCUACCAGUCUCCCUCCUUCCCUCCCACCGAGCGCACCGAGAAAGAAAUUUCCCCAGUUUUCAAAAGAAAAAGAGAGGAAUUCCCCAGCAAAGGAGGGGGAGGAAGAGGAAUUCCGAGCUGCGAAUCCAACGAUGCGCCGCGCCGCCGUCGCCGUCACCGUCGCUGCCGUGGUCUCCUUCCUCCUCGUCGCCGCCGGCGCCGGCGCUGCCGGCUCCCCCGGCGCGGGUGGCCUUGGGUCCACGUGCCCGCGCCUGGGACCCCCGUUCCUGGACGCGCUCGGAUCGCGAUGCCCCCGCGCCAGGAUCGAGCCCUCCCCGCCUCUCGAGGUGAGAGGAGAGGCUCUCGAUAAACAGUUGAACCUUCGGCGCAGUGGUGCUUCGUACUCAAUUCUCUUCUAUGCUGCAUGGUGUCCUUUCUCGAGCAAAUUUCGACCAAUAUUUGAAGCUCUUAGCACUAUGUUCCCUCAGAUACAUCACUUUGCUGUUGAAGAAUCUUCUGCGAUGCCCAGUUUAUUUUCAAGAUAUGGUGUCCGUGGAUUUCCAGCAGUUCUUCUUGUAAAUGAGACUUCAAUGGUUCGUUAUAGGGGUACAAAAGAUCUCAAAUCUCUGAUUGAUUUCUACAAAGAAACUACAGGCCUCAAUCCAGUUGCGUAUUUUGAUCUUGAUCAGCAAGAGAGCACUCGGAGUUUGGGGUCAGUCAUGCCUGGAGGCUGGACAUUGCGUAAAAUGGCAAACGAUGAGCCCUUUGUGUUGUUGUCAGUACUUUUUCUCAUAAUGAAGGUCGUGGCACGCUUCGUUCCCACUGUCAUCUCCCAGAUGAGAGUCUUCUUGAUUGUGCGAGUUCGGAACCUGAACCUAGGAAUCAGUAGGGGAUCAAGCCAACUUAUGGAACGGGCAUUGACUGUGCUUGAUGUUAAGAGGAUUUGGAGCAAGCUUAGAUUGAGCAGCAAGACAAGUGAUCUAACAAAAGGGGCCAGUAAUGCUCGAGCUUGGGCUUCCUCAUUUGCUUCUGUCUCACUGGGUGAACCAUCCUCAUCACGGCAAGCCUAGACUUUUGGGGAAUGUUUGAUAGUCUAGCUUCUCACAUACGAUCCAAAAUUAUUUGACUCUGCUUUCCUAUCCUGCUAUGUAUGUUCAUUCAGGCAUGUGGGAAACCUCAGAAUUAAUGUAAAUUUCUGGGACCUCAUCUUGUAUAUGUCUUAGGACUUCUUUCUGUUGUUGGUUUACAGUGUCAAUGUGCUACCCUACGCCUGUGCGCCACUGUUGUCUGCGCCAGCUUGAAGCUUGGGCUGCUGACUCAAGCUCCGAAUUGUAAAUCUUGACUCUGAAUCUGAUAGGCUCCCAUGUUCUAGUGACUUCUGUUUUUCUCUGAA
Brachypodium distachyon (stiff brome) is the source of this 1401-nucleotide messenger RNA. Its product is annotated as 5'-adenylylsulfate reductase-like 5. The transcript has 4 exons. Lineage: Eukaryota; Viridiplantae; Streptophyta; Magnoliopsida; Poales; Poaceae. The coding region runs from base 161 to 1078 and encodes 305 amino acids. The record is from RefSeq and is a predicted model, not a curated record.